This is a messenger RNA of Vitrella brassicaformis, 10078 nucleotides long. NCBI's taxonomy places the organism in Eukaryota, Vitrellaceae. The record is from the annotation of a GenBank genome assembly.
UCAUCACUGACUGAUCAAUGAGUGAGUGAGUGAGUUGAAGUCGACAAAUAAGUCGUGUCCGAAUGACACACCCACACACACACCCACACCUGAGGGUAUACAUUGCAAGCCAACGUCCUGUGCGCAUGACCUCUCCAGAAGAGACAAACAAGAGACAUGCCUGCCUGGCAAAAAUUGAAUUAAUGCUGCUGGGGGCCGCAAAACAAGCCACACACCGCCCAGCCACACAUUCGGGGGGACGCAGGCAGCAAGGAGACAGACACAAGGUAUGAUGGAUGAAGAAGGCAAAGAGAGAAAGAAAGAGAGAGAGAGGGAGGAGGGAGGGAGAGAGAGACUGGACCGACCGCCAUUGCUAAUGCUCGUUGCUCGGGGCCAAUUGGCCCUCACGUCAAUAAAGACACAACCCCACGGCGCCCCCAAGCUCUUGCCUCUUGCUUGCCAUGUGUGCGCCCUCCCUCCGUGGGCUGGCCAAAGGCAUCUAUCUCUGUCUGCCCGUCGAUUUGGGUACCCAACGAGAGAGGCAAUCCCGCAGGCAGACAGGAAGACGCCCGAAUUAUUGCCCUCAUCAGUCAGGCAGCCAGGCAAGGAGGGAGGGACGGGGCAGGAAGGGAGCAAGGCCUAGUAAGCUAAGCUACCCAUCGAUCGACCCGACCACCGGUCAACAAACACACACACGCCAAGCGACAAAGACACACACAAGGCAGGCAGGCAGGCAGGCAGAUAAAUAAACGAGCUUUCACAGCUCGAUCCAACACGCGAAAAAACACCCAUUCAUCUAUCCCUCCCUCCUCCCCGCCCAUCGUCUGUCUAUCUGGGUGGCGCCGUCAUCUCCACCCCUGUGUGGGAGUGGGAGGGGGGAGGGGGCGCAAUCCCACCAUCGCCAAAGUCGCAAUCCAAUUCUAAUCUUUCCUCGUCGCUCAGCAGCUGCUGGUAGCCGUAUACGCGCGACGGCGUCGGCGCCACGUAGCUGCCGGCCCGCCCCGUCCUCAACUCGUACUGCAGCCUGUUUCUCUCUGCCCGCUUCCUCCGCUGAAACAUGACCGCAACAGCCACCAGCAGACCCACCACUAUCAGCACCGUCGACAGGAUGACCGCCGUGGACAGACUGUGGUGGUGGGUGGCGCGGUGGUGGUCACUGCUGCUGCUGCUGGGGCCUGUGUGUGGGACGUCCGGCAUGUGCAGGGAGGGGGCUCUCUUGAGGGAUGGCCCCAGGCUGCUCUGAGAAGACGGAGAGACGGGGGGCGGGAUGUCCUCGGCCGGCGCAAGAGGCUCCUCAGGAGCCACCACUGGCUUGGCCACAGCAGCACUUGCAUCAUCUUGGCCAAACUCGACAGGCUCGUAGGCGUAUGAGAGCCGCCGUCUGGGGUACUUGGCGACGACGUUGACUCGCCAUCUGCCGGUGGGGUCGAUGUCAGAACCUCCGUCUGACAUCCAGUCUGUCGGCAGGGGGUGGUAGGUGACGCCAUGGGGCACGGGGUUCCACUUGACUGUCCUGCCGCUGUGCUGCGUGGUGUGGGCCUCCUCGUACAGGCCGCACGCCGUCGUCCCGUCGGACCGCAUCUCACCGAUCUUGCCCCAAAACAGCUACAAAGACAGACAAGGAAGACGUUGGUUGGUGGGUUCCUGUGUUGUGUCUGGGUGUUUGCCGGUCUCUCCCACCUCGUAGAUGACGUCCUCGGGCUCGGCUUCCCUCCCGUCUCUUGCGACGAUGUCAUCGCUACAGCCUGACGUACUUGACGGCUCCAGCUUGGCCACACGAAGCUUCUCCCACUCAACUGCAGACAUCAGCAUCACACCACACCACACCACACCACACCACACACCCACAGAGAGCGUCAGACGGCGUCGUCCCUCCUUGUCUAUCGCUCGCUGACCCGCCACCCGGCCAUUUACCUUUGACUUCGGUGGAUGAAGGCUCCCUGGUGACUCGAACCUUUGGCGACGAUGCGCCGAGGCAGUGGACGUCCGUGAUGUCCUCCACGAGCAGGAUGAAGCUGCCGUGGUCCGCUGCCGGCGACUGGCUGGGGUGGUCUCGCCAACUCACACCCAGGUACUUGGCCUGGUCGACAGGGAUGACCGCUGAUGUGGUGUUGCGGUCCAGGGUGACGGCAUGUGACGCCUGGUCCCCCUCCAGCACCUGCGCCAUGGUCGACCCGCCCCGCAGCUCAGCGUCGCCCAGACACACCUCGAACCGCACCAUCAUCUUCUCGGGCAUCGCUGCUGUGGAUGCAGCCCCUCGCCUCUGCGUCGAGGCGGGGGGCAGCACCCGGUAUGUCCACCUGGCCCCUCUGUCCACCUUGCCCAUGCUCGGCUCGUGAAAGGGCAGAGGCGUUCCCUGCCUCUGUGAGUGCGCCCUCAAGGCGACAGUGAUGUCCUUGUUGCGCUCGGACGACACGGUUCCCACAUACUGGCAGGUGGGAGAGGGUGUGGAAGAAACCGGCCCGUCAAUGAUGGACACGAGCUGGUUUGCGCUGUUGACCCACCCCUUGAAGUCGUGGCUUGUCGAGUUGGGCACCCGGUCGAAUGGCCGGCCGGAAAGCUUCUCGUCCGUGCGGCAUCCGGUGAUGAAUAGCUUGAUGUCGAUAUUGCCAGGCGAGUCGGCGUCAUACGGCACGUCUGCCGUGAAGGUCACCUGGCCCGAUCCGAUGCCGGGCGAUCUGCGUGCGGUAAAGAUGAAGUGGAAGGGCUCACGAGCCUUGAGAGGGAACUCCACGGCCUGGCCGCCGUCAGGUACGCGGAAGAGGCCACCGCUGCUGCCAACCUCCACCGAGUAGAGCUCGUCAAUGUCCAUCAAGGACUCAUCCCCCGCCUGUGUGCAGUGUUAGUGUUAGGGAUGAGUGAUGGGUUUCUCACGCAGUCACACUGCACUGACCUGCUCGUCAACAUCGAUGUAGAAGUAGAGCGCGCCUCGUGGCUUGGCCUGCCGGGCGGACCAACUACAUGACAUGAGAAAGGCAGCAGAGCAGCCGUGGUAGGGUAAGGUAGGGUAGGUGGGCGGAAUGAGUGCCUUCCUUUUCUCUGGAUCUCUGUGUGUGUGCUUACGGGACGACUAGUGCCAGGAUGGUCUCGUCACUGAAUGGUGCGAAGGGCUGCAGCAUGGUCCCCUUGCAAGGGUCCCCGUGGUCCUCACCGCAGCCCGUCAGAUAGCUGCCGUCAGCCGCACUCACGUUGCUGCUCAAACCUGCACCCCACCACCACACACACCCACACACACAGGGAGAGAGAGAGAGAGAGCAAGGACAUGUGCGUGGGCAUCUCUCUCUCUCUCUCUCUCUCUCUCUCCGUCCAGGCCAGCAACAUACAUACCGGCGUAGACGUUUUUGACUCUGGCAAGGUUGCUGGUGGACAUCAUCAUGAGAUCCACAUCGGCGAGUGGGUUGUCGACAAAGACCAUGAUCCGUCUGCUGGUGGCCAGCAUGGCCGCGUCCAUCUCCACCUCCCUGUCCAGGUCCAGCACUAUCGGCAUCUUCUCACGACGACCACCACCCCCGCCCUCGGUCGCGUCAUGCGGCACCUCCAACGCCAGGAUGGAGAAAUCAGCUGCCAUGGGGCUGACCUCAGCACUGAACACGCCGAUGACGAUCUGGCAGUCUUGUGAGGUGCUGCUGCUGCUUGUGGUUGUGCUUGUGCCGGGGGAUGGGGCCAUCUCCUGCAGCAUCCGCCGAGUGAUCCGCCGCAUUGGGAGGGUCCUUGUGCGGAAAGGGGUGGCGCUAAGGGGGCGGGCUAGACGUCGUCGCGUUCUUCUUUUUCUGGUUGGUGGCGGUUUGCCGCUGCAUGUGUCUGAGACGUUCCAUCGGAUCUCGUAGUUGCCCCUGUCUGUCUGAGUGGCGGGGAUGUUGUGGGACUGGUCGUCUGUAGGGGUGGGCAGGGCCACCUUGCCCUGGCCUGCAUUGGCCACGACAUUAUUGACAUCACCUGUUUGUAAAUGACAUACCCCACACACACAGACAGAAGGAAUCAAUCGUACCAAAGCGCACGUGGCAACGGGUGUGGUGCCGCCCGAACCGCCUGGGUGUCUGUCUUGCUCACUAACUAACCGUUGAAUAUGGAGACAACGAUGAAGACCUCCGUGUUGUCGGGGCCGUCCUGCAGGUCACCGUCAUAGCUGUAGGCGUAGUACUGAGGCGCAUCGAACGACAACACCUGGACACCUCCACACGCACACGACACCCACCUAAAUGUUCGCCUAUUCAUGUCUUCGUGUGGUCCCCUUGUGUGUGUGUUAGUGGCUGAUUGAUUUGAUUACCUCUCCCUCGACAGUGUUUCCCUCAGUCAGUGUCUCCACCGUGGCAUUGUCGCCCCGGCUGGCCGUCACACGGAGGCUGAACGAACAGGCGUCGCCAUCGCCCAACGAAUCGUCAUACACCUAAGCACAAGACAGACAGACAGACAGACAAGGGCAGACAAGACAAGGGCGGACAUCAAUCACUCCACUCAGAGCAAUUCCUUUCCCCCCACCCCCAACCCCCCCUCACCUCUAGCACAAACAUGCCCGGCUUGACGCGCUGGUCCGCCUGUGUGAUGAGCUGCACGUCUUGGCUGUCGGGAUAGCCCACUGUCUGGGCGCCUUCAUCUGUAUCCCCAGCAUUAGCACCUCCCGUGGUGUCCUUGGUGUCCUUGGCCUUGGUGCCGGGGAAGUGUAUUCUGACUGAGGGGCUGCACUCCUCGGCCGACAGCUUGACCGACACUCCUGGGACCACCUUCUUGCCAUACAGGUAAAAGCGAUACCUGAGAGGAAGGAAGCGCCACACCGCAUCGCAUGCACAAUUCUUUCGAUGCAUCCAUUGUCCUCCCUCCUCACUUUUCAUGGGUCUGCCCCAUGAGCAUGCCUCGCUGCGGCAGCCCUUCCUGCACCAAGAUGCCCAGAUCCAUCAGCUCGGGGCCACCCGCCCCACAACAAGCACCACCAGCAGCACCGGGCUGCCCCGAGCCACCGGCGUCCACGCCAGCAGCGGUGAAGACGACGGAGAACUCCGACUGCUCGAAGCCAUACACUUGGAUUAGCAGCAUGCAGUCUGGCGUGUUGGCGCCCUUGCCGCACUGGGCCCUCUCACGGUCGGCCUGCAGACAAUAAAUACGGUGGAUGAACCAACCAACAGCAUACAUACUCAUGUGUGUGUUGCGAGUGAUUGAGAGAGGGGGCGGGCAGUUGUCUGUCACUGACCUUGAGCUGUUCCGUCGAGAGAGUGACGGCCUCGUCCCCGAGGGCGUGGAGUGACUUGUGCACGGUGGCCUGGUCGGUGUCCUUGAGAGAGCCAAGGCCGCCGGUGCCGUCUUUCAGCACGCUCGAUGACACCACCAUGACAUACAAGUCGGGGUCGCCCGUCUUGGGGGUCACUGCACACGAAGGGAGACACACGGAUCCACCGAUAGAUGAGGGUGGGGAUAUGUGUAUGUGUUGUGUUGUGUGCGUGUGUGGUCACCUUUGACGUUGAUUUCGUCCUCGAACGCCUCCUUGCUGAGUGUGGCCGUGAACAAGGCGCUGCCCGACUGGAGCGUCUUGCCCUCCUGAGGCUCGAAGGGCUCCAGCUCUGUCGGCUUGCCGUCCUGACCCACACACACCCACACACACGUAGACACACACACAUGCCAUCCCUUCCUUCGCCCCUCCCUACGUGUGGGUGGGUGGCACCCCCCACUUACGGCAAGGUUGGCUUCAAUGGUGAAUGCGGUGUCCCUAUACCCCAGGACGGCGAUGUAGUAGACGCACUCGCCCUUCUUGUCGAUGACGUCCUUGUUGCAGUACUUGCGGUGUGCGGGGUCGUCCGCCGGGAUGAACACCACGUCACUCCCGAACUGGUCGCUCGAAAACACCUCGGGAUCGCCCGUGCGCAGCUUCGGCUCGAAGCCAACGUACAGGUCGGCAUCGCCCGCUAUGACUGAUACAUACACGGGAACACACACACACACACGAGUGGAUGGCGGCGGUUGUUCGUAUGUGUGCGCGGUGCUGUGGGGUUGGGGGAAGGGCUACUUACUUGUGAGGCUGACGGUGAGGUGGUGGUCGAUGUCGGCCGAUGCGAGGCGGAAGAAGAGGACUUCCUCCUCCUCGAUCGUGCCGAACAGAGGCACACCCUCGGCCAACAGCAUGACAUCACUAUCGCUGCUGCCCAUCAGAUUGAACGCUAUCUGAUAAGAACCACACACACACACGCACACAGACGGUUGAAUGAGCAAUCACUGUGGUCUCGUCCUCCCCCUCUCUCACUCACCCUCUCUGCCGUGGCGUUUGUGUUUCCCUCCGUCUGCACGGGCUUCAAUGGCGUAACUGAAAUCAUGUAGCUCCCCCUCAUGACAGCCCUCGGGUCAUCCCCCUCCACCACCAGCAGCGGCGCCAGCCCCAGCUCCUCUUCCUCCUCCCUGCUGGGCCACGUGUGGUUCUUCCGAGUCGGCACCGACAGAUGCAUCGCCUCCAGCUUGUCGCUGUCCUUCAACACGUCCUCUGGGAUGGCAUUGGCCCAUAUGGCCAGCUGCUUGCCGCCCAGAGCUGUGAGAACGAACUGCAGGGGCCGCAUCAGACGCUUGGACUCGAAGUGCACCGGAAAGAGGAACACGGCCCGGUAGUCGGGGCUAUCGGGGUCGGUGGACACCUCCCCCCGAACCGUCACCCCGUCCGCCAGCUUGACGGCGCCGUCAAGUGCGUCGAGGAACGAGGCAGCGUCCUUCUGCUGGCCUUUCUUGAGGGUAGCGGAGAUGUCGUAAUCACUGGGGCCGGAUGGGGAGAGCACCUGGAUGUACCAGAGGCCGGUGACAUUGGCGGCAUCGUGGGCUGGGUCGAUGGGCGUGUGGAAGACCAUUGUGGGGUAGACACGAGAGUCGAAUGGGAGCGGAGUCUCUCGCUGGUCCCACUCUCCGACCUUCUUAUCGGCCUCUGCAACUACUGCCGUGCCACUGGGUGUGGUCCGUGUGACGGUGAACUGAGGCUCGCCGCUGACAGGGGAGAGCGCCACCUCGAGGCUGGCGUUGCCGGUCAUUCCCUCGAGCAUCUCACUCACAAUGGGGUAGACGAACAGAGCACUCCCAUUGCUGUCGAGGUGGCCGCUGAAGGGCACGCCGCUCUGCAGACUCACCGCCCCAUCAACACCACCACCACCAGCAGCAUUAGAGCUAGAGGAGUUGUUCUUGUUGACGUGUUGCUGUUGUGUGAUGGUGAGUUGGAAGUCUGAGGUGACGUUGGAGGUGAGGAGGAUGGCGUAGUACGAGUGUGGCUCGGGCCGCAGCGGGGUGGCGGCCAUGUAGGAGCGUGGCUCGGGGCCCUGCUGGCUGGCGUCCAGCUGGAAGUUGCGGACAUCGCACGAUGCACCGCCGUCGAAGAAUUUCUGCCAAGGGAGGGCAUCAAUCACAGACACGUGUGGGUGGGUAUGUGGGCAGCUGAGAUGCGAGUGCCUGUGCGUACGUAGCAUGUUUGUGAGUCGAACGGCUGGGUGUCGGAUCCGCAUCGUAUCGCACACAGACUGGUGUGGUUGCCGCCCUGCCGAAGAGGGAGCCAGCCACACAGCACCACACACAUGGCACACAUUGUGUGGGGGCCGUUUUGGUGUUGUGCUGUGCACUGCAGCGGACCUCAUCAUCGAGCUGCAUGACGAGUGGCUGUGGGUCGUCGCUCGGCACUCGAGUGAAGAAGACCAUCGACUGAGACUCGUCCACCGAACCCACCUGCACCCACACACACCAGAUAUAACAGAGGGGUGGAAUGAAUCGCCAUUAAUGUGAAGCAUCCGCCUGGCCUGUCUGUCCACGAGUGUCUGUCUGUCUGUCUUGUCUGUCUGUGUGACCUGUUGUAGGUUGGGCAUGAGUCCCACAAACGGUGGGAUGCCUGGCGUGUUCUCCACAACGAGAAGCGAGAAGGCGGCAAAGGUGUGGGCCGUCACGCCAAUGUGAUACCUGAACACGAACAAGACAGACAGCAGGGGGCGAGUGUCUGCAUGCUGUGUCUGCAGCGUCGUUCGUUUGGUCGUCGCAGACCAUCCUGUGGGCUUUGCCCUCCUGAGUAGGCCUUCCUUUGGAAUGGUGACGCGGUGUGGACCCACGCUGUGAGACUCCCAGUGCUGAGUCGAAUCCUACACACACAUACACACACAUGACGUGAGAUGCCCCCAUACGAGAGCAUACACCAGCCUGCUUCUCUCUCUCACUUUGCCUGGUAUCGGGAGUGCCGUGCCGACAUCAGGGGCGACGGCGAUGUCCGUCUGGCCAGUGAAGGGCGUCAGGAACACUCGAGCGGCUGCCAUGGCCACAGAGACAUAAAGCGAUUGAUCCGGCGGACGUGGAUGGAAGGAGUGAAUCUGCCUACGUGCAUCAGGGUUGGUGAGCGUGACGCGGAAGAACGCCGUCUGGCCGCGGGGCACCGCAGCAAAGUGGGGCUUGUUGACCUCGAUGGGCGUCUGAAUGAGAACCAGGACACGACACACGCCAAGUGGUAUGCGGCUGACGGAUGAACAGUCCCUCUGUCUUUGUGUGUGUGUGUGUGCAGGUGUGAUGGUACGAGUGCGUCAGGUACGGUGACGUCGACAACUACAUUGGCAGGCCUGUGGCCGGUCUUCUUCAUCACUGUCACGUAAUAACGGCCCUUCUCUGUCGGACAUACAUCACGUCCACACAACAGAUAGAUAGAUACACGACAACACACACACAUGGAAGCAGAGCAGCAUGAUCGACGGGCGGCCAUGCAUAUCGUUGUGUGUGAGCCGACCUCUCUUGGUGGAUGCCACCUGGCCGUUGAGCCAUCCUACUUCAGUCGACAAAGCGUUGCUACUACUGCAGUGCACACACGUGUACACAGGCAGACAGACAGCUAUGAGGUGAGAUCGUCUCAUUGUUGCUGUGUGUGGGUCGUGCCUGUCGGAUGCGUUGCUGGCGAGUGUGGGGCUGUCUUUGUAGACGGCCAUACUCACAGCAUCUUCCUCACCACCAGACGGAUACACACUCUGAAUCAACACACACAUGAUUGAAUGUCGGUGAUAGUAUCACCGUGUGUGUGUUGGUUUGGCGUACGAAAGAGAGUCUCGCAUCAUUCUUGGAUGCCCCGGCAGCGGCACAUGCAUCGUCGCAUACGAAGACCAGCUGCAGGGGGCUGCCGCCCUCGAUAAUGGCCUCCGUCGAGUCACACGUCAGCUCCCCAGCCGACGAUGAUGAGCUCUCACUGUCACUGCUGUUAGUGUUGACGCUGCCAUUGACGCACUGCACAGGUGAGAAGAAGGAAAUCGAUGGAUCUAUCGAUCGAUGCAUGAGGGGUUUGGUUGCUGUGCCGUUGUCCUCUUCAGUGAGUGCAGUGCAUACGUGUAUCUCGGUGUAGUUGUCUUUGGAGUAUGAGUAUGUGUGCACACUCGCUGCACAUGACGCGGACGCGGCACACUUGCUGCCAACCAACAGAACACCACAGAAAAGCAUACAUGUUAGAAAGAAACACGAGGGCUUUCUGCUGUGCUUGUGCUCACAGUUCCACGAAGAGUGCGGUGAUGCUGUUGGCCUGCACAUCGGCUCGGUCAACCGACAGCAGGUCCAGGCCCUCGUCAUACGCCUGACUCACACACCACAAGCGAAGCGAUAAGAUACAUACACCCAAACGACACGCGUCAGGCACGGCAAUCACACUCAGCAGAGCAGGCCGCCUUACGUCUGAGAGCUCGGUGCAGUUGGCCGCCCCCUCCUUCAGAUAGAAUACCUGCAUUGACGGAUCCUGCACGAACACAUACGCACACACAGACAGUGCAGAGGCGAUGAGAGCCCGGGGCCAUUAUGUUGAUCUGUUCAUCCCACUGACAUCGUCCGUCGAGUUGGGGAUCAACGACACCACCACAGACAGAUCACCACCAGCACUAGCAUCACCAGCAUCAGUCCCGUUGAGGUCAAUCCUCAGUGUGGUUGCCGCACUGCUGUUCAGCUGCAGCACUUCACUGCUCUCGCCCAAAGCAACCACGCGCCCAUCGUCCCUGCAGCCUCCUUCGCCGCCAGCUGCAACACUCAAAUUGGCAGCCAGGGUCAGGGCGGCGAAAAGCACGCCCACGUAGCUUCUCGGCAUCAAGCUGAAGGCGAUGAAGGCGUCACUUAUGCAUAGGCGUCACUGCACGCCUUCUCC